Molecule: messenger RNA, 885 nt
Organism: Hydatigera taeniaeformis
Lineage: Eukaryota; Metazoa; Platyhelminthes; Cestoda; Cyclophyllidea; Taeniidae
Source: the annotation of a GenBank genome assembly
AUGAACCGAAGGCCAGUUACUUUUGAAAACUCGGAUGAUAUUCGCUUGGAUCCUUAUUUCAAAAACCUUCCCUCUGCUACCUCUGAAAAGCAACGCUGUUCAAAUAACCAUCGCGAAGAUCCGGGUUCUAGCUCCAAUUCACGCAAUCGCGUGAAUGGACUAAGCAGUCGAGAAAGGCGCAAUAAAUUUCGAAGCAAAUCUAUCGAGUCGUCCCAUCAUACUUGUGAUUUGAAUUCUAAAUCUAAUACUAGUCCCUCUUCCCAAGCUAUCCAAGAAGACAUGGAUCAACCAGUUAAUGGUGGUGGUCAAUAUCGACACUUUCCCCCAGCUGACGAAGUGGGUGGAGACAGUUCAGAUAUGUUGAAUUCAUCAUCCAUUGGUGACGAUCACUUAUCCCGUAGGCGCCUUGUCAGCUCAAAUAACAUCAAUACUAACCCGACUUCCCGUGACUCGGAUAUUGACAAUGAGGCGCCUGAAAUUGACGAUGAUGAUGAUGACAAUGAAGUUGGCACUAAUGCUAAUGAUCUUUCAACAGUCUAUCAUAUGCGUCGCCAACAACGUCGUCAGCAGCAGCGUCUAAGACGUCGGGACACGUCUUCUGCCUCAGUUUGUGGAGACACAGCAUCAAGGAGACGUCAACCCAUCAGCCUCUCGCGCUCUUCUACUCGAAUCGGUCAGUCCUCCAUACCCCCGCCACCUUCAGAACCACCGCCUUCUCUACCACCCUGUGGCAUUGAUUUGAGUAGCCAGUACUCCAUGUAUCCCGUUCUUGGCGGUGGUGGAUUCAACCUUGUUGGUCAACAGCCAUCGGCCACACCGCCCACCAUGCUUCAAAUUGCCGGCCUGCCUGUGAAUUAUCUGCCUCCAGGUAAACAUUUAUUUUAA